Loxodonta africana (African savanna elephant) is the source of this 2434-nucleotide messenger RNA. RefSeq names its product TNF superfamily member 8 (gene TNFSF8). Bases 331 to 1038 code for a protein of 235 amino acids. The transcript has 4 exons. The record is from RefSeq and is a predicted model, not a curated record. Gene Ontology annotation, molecular function: tumor necrosis factor receptor binding. NCBI's taxonomy places the organism in Eukaryota, Metazoa, Chordata, Mammalia, Proboscidea, Elephantidae. Gene Ontology annotation, biological process: immune response; CD8-positive, alpha-beta T cell differentiation. Gene Ontology annotation, cellular component: membrane.
GCACACACACACCACACACACACACACAGGGAGGGAAACCGUCAUUUUCCUACGCGCCCUCUGACAUCAGCUACCUUCUCUGUAGCUACAGUUUCUCUGCACUCAAAUUAAUCCCUGGCGAUGAAAAAUGAACCUCUCCCCCACCCUUGCUGCUGCCUUUUGCCUUACGCCCCCAGAGAAGAGUUUCUUCACAAGGCAGCCGGUGAAGGUUUUUUUCCAAGUCACAUGAUCCAGGAUGCAGGGGGAGAAUCCUUCUUGGAACAGAGAUGGGCCCAGAACCGACUCAGAUGAGGAGAGAUAAGGUGUGAUGUGGGGGAGACUAUAUAAAGAAUGGACCCUGGGCUGCAGCAAGCACUCAACAGCGUGGCCCCUUCUCAAGACACAGCCAUGCAUGUGCCAGCAGGCUCCGUCGCCAGCCACUUGGGAACCACGAGCCGGAGUUACUUCUACUUCAUCACAGCCACCCUGGCACUGUGUCUCAUCUUUGCUGUGGCAACCAUUAUGGUUUUGGUAGUUCAGAGAACGGACUCCAUUUCCAACCCACCUGACAACGCCCCCCUUAAAGGAGGAAAUUGUUCGGAGAACAUUUUAUGUAUCCUGAAAAGGGCUCCAUUCAAGAAGUCAUGGGCCUACCUCCAAGUGUCAAAACAUAUAAAGCAAACCAAGUUGUCUUGGAAUGCAGAUGGCAUUGUUGACGGAGUCAAGUAUAAAGACGGGAAUCUGGUGAUCCAGUUCCCAGGUUUGUACUUCAUCAUUUGCCAACUGCAAUUUCACGUGCCUCAAUGCCCAGAAAAUUCUAUCGACCUGAAGUUGGAGCUUCUCGUCAAUGAGGUGGUCAAAAAGCAGGCAUUGGUGACAGUGUGUGAGUCUGGAGUGAAAACCAAAAAUAUAUACCAGAAUCUCUCACAAUUCUUGCUGGAGCACCUUCAGGUCAACACCACCGUAUCAGUCAGGGUGGAUAAAUUCGAGUUUGUGGAUACAGAUACCUUCCCUCUUGAAAAUGUGUUGUCCAUCUUCUUGUACAGUAGUUCAGACUGAACAGCUUUUCCUGGCCUUCAGGAAGAGAGAAACUCUCCACCUUACAGUACUUCAUCCACCCAAACACUUGGACAAAAAAGAAAACUUUAGACCAAGACUGAAGCCACAAAGAGUAUUAAAUAGAAUUCUUCUCCUUCUUUCUCUUGGGAAGAUACAGCUCCAGGGUUAAAAUGAGUUUUAAGUGAAGUAUCUUUCAGAGAAAAGGCAGGGAAGUAAUAUGGUAUGGGGGACAGAGCCCCACCUGGGAAUCUGAAGGGAUGGGUAUAUACCCAGCCCUACCACUAACUCACUGUAUGAUCUUGGGCCAUUCCUUCACCUCCCUGGAACUCAAAACCCACGUCUGAAAAAUGAGGGGGCUAGAUUUGAUCUUCUCCAAGGUCUCUUCCAUCUCAGAAGACCAGACUUUCUUAUUACAGGCCUAUGAGCUGAGAUUCCACACAGUGUUAUGGAAGCCCCCAACCAAAGAAAGGCCCCCACACCCAUACAAAGCUGAUGGUACUAGUGGCAUCGGGCUGCACUGUGCUUCAACAGACUCAGAGUAUGGGAACAAGGUGCAGGGUGCCUUGCAGAAAUAUAAGAAAUACAGAAAUGUAGGAACCACAGGAUCCAAAAAUAUGUAACAGAAAGAACUGCCGAACUGACCAUCUGAAAAUCCAGAAUCUAAAAGAUCAUCGGGGUAUUUGGAAAACCAUCCAACCAGGCCUGACUCCAUUCCAGUUAAGACUGACAAUAAGUGGACAGCAGACGGUACUGCUGUCCUGUCAGAAAAGGGCUGGAAAUGAUGAGAACUUCUGAGCAAUGGCAACCUCCUCUACUGAUUUGAGUCGCUGUGAGAUUUCUCUAGCUGCGUCAGCCUUUGCAGCUGUCCGUCAUCUUUGGAGAAGCACCUUAUCUGUCUGGGGAAAAAAAAAAAAAAAAGACUUUGACAAACCAUUUGAGUUGGUGUGAAAGUCCCUGAGGUUAUGCUUCAGUAAGAAAAGACAAAAACAGACCCCCUAACUUCCAUGCAAAAGAAUAGAGUGAAACUUGCAUUUUUUCUCAAGAAGGAGAGAAGAGAGAAAGAAAGGGAAUAGAAAUCCAGGAAAGUUUGUCCAAGAAAGGCUAGAAAAGAUUUAAAAGAAAGAAAGAAAAACCUAGCCAUGGUGGUACAGAUAAGAUGGACUUGGGAGAAUAAAAAUGUUGAAGAGAAAUGUGUAAGUUAUUUGCUGAGCGGUGUACAGUGUUCACCUUCUCCUUGGUCUCCUCCAUGAAAUAUUCCGUAAAAUCUACAUUGUUUUCAAUGCUUUCCGUGAGUAGAUGCUCUGACAGGAGCGAGCAUUUGGAGAGGUGUUGAAUUAGCAAGCCAAGUGGUACGUGGUGUUAAAAAAGAAAAAAAAAAAAAGGCUGGUUUUGGGGA